This is a messenger RNA of Hansenula anomala, 312 nucleotides long. RefSeq lists its product as uncharacterized. NCBI's taxonomy places the organism in Eukaryota, Fungi, Ascomycota, Saccharomycetes, Phaffomycetales, Wickerhamomycetaceae. The record is from RefSeq and is a predicted model, not a curated record. Bases 1 to 312 code for a protein of 103 amino acids. The transcript is spliced from 2 exons.
AUGACUGAAUGGUUAGUUGUUGUCUAUGAUAGACCAGGAUCUGAUAGAUCAAAAUUUCGUCCACAACAUUUAGAAGCAAUUCCAAAACAAGUUGCCAAUGGUAAAAUUACCAAUGCUGGUGCAAUUUUCCAUGAAGUGCCAAAAGAAGGUCAACCAUUAAAAUUCGCAGGAUCCUCAUUAAAUGUUGUUGCAGAUUCAAAAGAGGAAGUUUUGGAAAUUUUAAAACAAGAUAUUUUCGCAAAGGAAAACAUUUGGGAUGUUGAAAAUGCAUUGAUUUAUCCAUAUGGAGUUGCUGUUCGUGUUGCUAAAUAA